AUGUGCUUCUACCAGGAGUUUUUCUUCCCGGGCAACUAUUCUUUCGAGUUUCAAGUGAUUAAGGGCGGUCAGAGGGAUGUUGACGUGGCCAUAGUGACGCCGAACGACACUCUUAUCUACCACAAACUGAUCUACAUGUCCCUGAUGAAGCAAGAAACAGCGGCACUAGCGGCAAAGAUCGGCACCAAAAAUCCUGGUGACGUCUCAGCAUGGCUGUUUGUGGCAAAACAAAUCAAGGAGUCACUGCACGUAAUGGAAGAGCUACAGAAAAGAUACCGCCGGUAUGAAGCCGUGGACCGGAACAACGCGAUGUCGCUGAGUGCUCGGGUACAGGACUGGUCUCUGUAUCAGUCGGUGCUCGUUGUUGUGAUCGGCCUGGGGCAGAUGAUCGUACUGAAGACUUUAUUCACAGAGAAACAGACCAGGAAAUUCAUCAAGCCAUAGACAUUGAAGACUUUAAGUUAAUUAAGUUAAACCGCUGUCCAAACUACAUACAUGUAUUACUCAAACCUGAUAUUAUACACUACCAUAUGUUAGAUAUAGUGGCAUUAGGAAAGUUUCAUUCAUGUACAGUUACGCAUUAGAGGUGUCACAUCAAUUAAGAAUGGCAGAAUACCUUAGUUUAAAAAAGACAUUAAUCAGCUUUACAAUGCUCAACGACAGUUAGGGUAUUUACGGAAUUAACGUCUAUGAUAUGUAUCAGUAGAAACCCUUAAAAAUGAUCAGGCAACUCAGAAGAAAGUUACAAUCUUCUCAUUCCACUUCUGCUUGGAGAGUAACCUCUCUAAUCAUGUCAUCAUCCACAAAGAUAGCCUUUCGGCACUAAGGACAGACGCACUAAGGGCUACAGAAGUGUCUGCUGUUCCACAGAGGACAAAGAGGGUGCUGGUGCUCUUCUUGCAACAUGGCUCUAAACGGUCUCAUAUUCAUCUUUCAGUUUUCAGUAGUCUAAUAUGUCAGGAGACUGUUGAUAUGAGGCAUACUGGCUA
Branchiostoma belcheri (Belcher's lancelet) is the source of this 989-nucleotide messenger RNA. Its product is annotated as transmembrane emp24 domain-containing protein 3-like. Lineage: Eukaryota; Metazoa; Chordata; Leptocardii; Amphioxiformes; Branchiostomatidae. The record is from RefSeq and is a predicted model, not a curated record. The transcript has 3 exons. The coding region runs from base 1 to 444 and encodes 147 amino acids.